AUGACUACACCAUAUGAGAAUAGUCGCCUCAAAAGAAUUGCAGAGAAUAAGAAAAAGUUAGCGGCUCUCAAUCUUCCUACACUCUCUCAAUCCCUUCACAAAUCAUCAGAGUCUUCUUCCAAACCAUCACUGUCUGUGAAGGGCCGUUCAAGGUUUGUACAACCUGGAGAGCUUGAAGUAAAUAAGAAGCACCUACGUUCAAUUACAACUCGCAAAUCAUCAAUAACCCCUCCACCAAUGGAAACUACAAUAACCCCUCCACCAAUGGAAACUACAAUAACCCCUCCACCAAUGGAAACUACAAUAACCCCCCCGUCAAUCCAAAUUGCAAAAGAUGUUGUGGUAGAAGAUGAGGAUGAAGAUGACAUGGUAGGAGAUGAGGCUGAUGAUGUUGUGGUAGGAGAUGUGACUGGAGAUGUUGUAUUAGGAGAUGAGGCUGAAGAUGUUGUGGUAGGAGAUGAGGCUGAAGAUGUUGUGGUAGGAGAUGGGACUGGAGAUGUUGUGGUAGGAGAUGAGGCUGAAGAUGUUGUGGUAGGAGAUGGGACUGGAGAUGUUGUUAAAGUGGCUAAAUCUGAGUAUUGGGAUGUAAAUGUCAUUAACGAGGAAGGUUAUGUUUCAAACGCACGUUUAUGUGUGAAAGACUUGGUUGCGAAAUCAGAGCCUGAUGGAACAUGGAUAAUACUUGAAUUCAAUAAGAAUAAUUGUGCAAUAGGACCGGCUUCUGGUUUGCUAGCAGGAUAUUUGGGUAUAAUUAUUAGAAUGUUUAGAGAUAUUCCCAUAAUGUUUGAGAGUUGGAAGAAUGUUCCAGCAGAUACAAAAACAAAGUUUUAUGAAUCAAAGAUAAAGCGCCAUUUUCUUGUGGAUGAUGGGCGUGACAAAGAUUUUGUACUUGCUUCUGCUGCAAGGAAAUGGAAUGAUGCCCGACAUACAUUGUUUCACGAAUUUUAUAGAUGGGAUCUCCCUUUGGAGGAAAAUCUUCAAAAUUAUCCAAAAUGCAGAGGCAUUCCUGAAAAUGACUGGGCUGUUUAUGUUCAAUAUAGGCGGAAAGAAAAAACACAGGCUCCGCAUACACUCGGAUCUAAGUCGCUUGCAAGGAAGAAACAUGAGUUGGAAAUGAGAGAUGGACGAACAUACAGCAGAGGAGAAAUGUAUGCAGUUUCUCAUAAAAAGCCUAACGGGUCAUUUAUCAAUGAAGAUGCAUACAACAAUAAUAAAAAAUUACAAGCUGCAAUUAAGGAUUCUGUGUCUGAAAAUGAGGCAUUUCAGAAAGUAUUUGGAAAAGAAAAGCAUGGAUAUGUUCGUAGUAUGGGACUUGGAGUUACACCAUCUCAAAUUAAUAGAUCUACGAGAUCGACAUCUUCUUCUGCAGAAAGUGAACAAAUAAAGGAAAUGCAAGAAGAAAUUAAUGCACUUAAAGAAAAGAAUUCAAAAAUUGAUGAAUUAACACAGGCAAUCAUAUUCUUAACGCAAAGGGACAAGGCGAGGACAAAGGAAAUUGAACUCUUAAUGCAAAUGCAGAAUUUUAGUGGAAGACAGGGAUUGGAAUCACCCGCUGAUGGUAGACGUUCAUCUCAGUCUAGCUACCGUAUUGGAGAUAAUGGAACUUCAGGGGGGACAAAUUAG
Molecule: messenger RNA, 1623 nt
Organism: Vicia faba (fava bean)
Lineage: Eukaryota; Viridiplantae; Streptophyta; Magnoliopsida; Fabales; Fabaceae
Source: the annotation of a GenBank genome assembly